UGUUUCAGGAAGACUUGCCUUUUAAUGUUUUUAGUUUUUUUUCCUCUUUAGGACAAUCCUGCUGUUCUUCAAGGCGCACCAUGCUGAGCGUGGAUCGAAAUAUCGUUAACGACCACAUCCCCUCAUUCAUUUCUGCCCUGUGCUCAAUGUUUGGGAGCUUCUAUUGUUUCAACAUUCAUUACCCGUCAGAGCUGGCAUCAACGCUGGAGUUUCUGCAAAGGUGUCUUUUGUGCUUGGCUUUUACCAACAUUGACAUCUGAACAUCUGAAACUAAUCUAAAGUAGCUGCUUUUUCCAGAUAGGAGACAUUUUAAUUGUAUAGGUGCUAUUUGAACAUGAUAGCUUGAAGAUAAAUGAGUGUUUCACAGUAGAUAAAGCAUUUUUAUUUAUACAGUCUUCGGUAACACUUUAAAUUAAGAUACACAUAUUAAUCAUAAACUAGCUGCUUACUAACAUGGAUAUUAGCAGUACAUUAGCCCUUUAUUAUCCAUUAUAAAUGAUUAUUACACGGGUCUUUUCAACAUUCCGUUCACUUGCAUGGGCGCUUCACAACUUCCGGCGGUCAAUUAUUUUUGGAUAAUUCAUUGGCAACGGAUGAAUAAUGACCGCUGUCAAGGUAAACAAAAGGACUUCUUGCCUUUGGUAUCACUCCGCACGUAGUCCGGUAACUUGUUAACCCCAGCGUCUUUGGUUGCUAAGCGACGCCAGCUGAUCUGAAGCCGAAAGCAACGUUGAAGGCAGGACACUAUGGCUGAGUUACCAAUUAACUCAAAUAAAAUUGGAAAAAACGGCAAAAGAGAAAAACUACAAAGAGAGGAGACAAAGUUUUGAAUGAGGGAGAAGUUGAUCAAAUAGAAGAGGAUCGACACGAAAUUAAUACUAAAAAGCACAAUAUGGGCCAUGUCAGUUUUCCAAGACUGGUUGACAGAGAAAAACAUGUCAUCAGACUUGUUAAACAAAAGUUCAGAGAAUCUAAAUAAGAUGCUACGAUCCUUUUAUCCGUCAGUGCAAAAUACAAACGGCAAGGCAUACUCAAGUGCGAGUAUAUGGCACUUAGUUCAUAUACUACGUUUUGGCAAGUAGCCAUGUAAUAAGCGGGAUAAUGGAUAAUUGCCCAGAUUUGACACUAUGAAAUCUGUCAGCUUCAAAUCGAGCAAUGAUGUGUUCAAGUCCGUAAUCAAAAACCUACAGAAAAAAGGCAAAGACACCAGCAAGCAUCACCCCCCUAUCUCAACGAAAGACCUACAGUUGCUCAUGAACUCUGAGGCGCUUUCUGUCAACACAGCUCACGGACUUGUCAGGAAGGUAUGGUUCGAUGUGCAGCUGCAUCUGGCAAGACGCGGCAGAGAGGGCAAUCGGUUCUUAACGAGUGCCUCUUUUGUUUUAAAAAAAGACGAGAAUAGCAACAAGUAUAUUUCUCUUUCACACAACGCUGAGACAAAAAAUCACAAAGAUGCCAUAGAUCCAUGCAAAGAAAACCACCAUGGCUACAUUUUCUCGGAACCUGACAACCCACAUUGCCCCGUUGCCAGUUUUAAAAAGUACAUCUCCAUUUGCCCCCACGAUGCCGAGUCAUUUUACUUGCACCCUCUCAAAAAGGACCAGCAGCUGCUUAACAAGCAGGAUGAAUGGUACUCUCGGGAGCCCAUGGGACACAAUUUCCUUGGGGAAAUGUUGCCUAAACUCAGCAAGGAAGCGGGCCUCUCCAGGAGGUAUACCAACCACAGUCUGCGCAGCACCGCUGUCCAACUGCUGUCGCAGGCUGGUCUGGAGAGUCGGGAAAUAUUGUCUGUGACAGGGCACAGAUGUGAGGACAGUCUGAGGAGCUAUUGGACUCCAUCCUUGACAGACAGGGAAAAGUGGAGCAGAGUCCUGUCCUCUCAUCCCAGCAAUAGCAGAUCUGGUGUGUCCAUGGCCCCCGAAGAAAUCAGGAAUGCAGACAGAAACAUCUCCUUCGAUAUUCCAAAAGAAGCCCCAUUCUCCUUGUCAAAUUUUACAAUUAAUGGGAAUGUACAGUUCAACAUGAAUAAAUAAAAAUAAGCACUAACAUUUUUUUUGUGGUUAUUUUUUCUUUUUGGCAAGUAGCCGUGUAAUAAGCAUGGACCUAAGGGUCCAA
Molecule: messenger RNA, 2115 nt
Organism: Gadus chalcogrammus (walleye pollock)
Lineage: Eukaryota; Metazoa; Chordata; Actinopteri; Gadiformes; Gadidae
Exons: 2
Coding region: 1128-2033 (301 amino acids)
Biological process (GO): DNA recombination; DNA integration
Molecular function (GO): DNA binding
Source: RefSeq, a predicted model, not a curated record